This is a messenger RNA of Coniosporium apollinis CBS 100218, 1032 nucleotides long. RefSeq lists its product as uncharacterized. The coding region runs from base 1 to 1032 and encodes 343 amino acids. Gene Ontology annotation, cellular component: mitochondrion. The record is from RefSeq and is a predicted model, not a curated record. The transcript has a single exon. NCBI's taxonomy places the organism in Eukaryota, Fungi, Ascomycota, Dothideomycetes. Gene Ontology annotation, molecular function: oxidoreductase activity.
AUGGCUUCUCACCAACCCGCAACGAUGAAAGCGUGGCUGUACUCCAGUGCCACCGGCGGAUUAGAGAAGAACCUCCAGCUGAAUCUCAAUGCCCCCCAGCCACGGCAGCCGCUCUUCAAGAACGAGAUACUAGUUGAGGUAAUUAGUAUGUCGGUCAACCCAGCGGACGCCAAGUUGCCUGAGCUCGGCUUCGUUGCAAAGGCCCUAAUCUCCACUCCUGCGUCCCCCGGACUGGACUACUGUGGCCGUGUCGUUGCCACCGGUACAGUCGUCGAUAGUGUCAGGAUUGGGGAGAUUAUCUUCGGCAAGCUCGAAAAGCCGACUAAGUUUGGUACCCUGGGCCAAUAUGUCGUCGUCACUCACGAGGAUUGUGCAAGCCUACCUGAUGGCGUUGACCCGGACCAUGCGGCCGCAAUUGGGACCGCGGGCCUGACUGCGUACCAAUCCAUCGUACCUUAUGUCAAGGCAGGCAGCAAGGUGUUCAUCAACGGCGGUUCCGGAGGCGUCGGAACGUUCGGCAUUCAAAUCGCCAAAAAUGCGGGUUGUCACGUCACGACAACCUGCUCGGCGCCCAACGUGUCCCUAUGUCAGGAGUUGGGCGCGGAUGAUGUGAUCGACUACAAGACAACCGACGUAUACCAAGAGUUGGUAGCCCGCGGCCAGAUCUUCGAUCUCGUGGUCGACAACGCCGGCACACCUUUGAACCUCUACAAAGACUCAGCCAACUUCCUCAAGCCUGAAGGCAUAUUUGAACAGGUUGGGGGACCUAUGAGUUUCAGUGGCACUGCGACUGUUGCCUCAAAUAUGCUACUGCCGAGCUUCUUGGGAGGAGGGAAACGGCCGUAUCACUUUUUCGUCGCGAAGAACAGCCAUGAUGAUCUUGCGGAGAUUGGGAGGUUGAUGAAGGAAGGGAAGAUCAGGGCGGUUAUUGACUCCAUCUUUGAGUACGAGGAUGCGCCGAGAGCGUUCGAGAAGUUGAAGACGGGAAGGGCGAGGGGAAAGAUUGUUGUGCAUGUCACCAAGAAGCCGUAG